GUCCAAACGGACAGAAGCGUGCGUAUGCUUCUCUGACUGUUAACCAACGUUUAAGGGCUAUUUUCGGUAAACCGCUCAAAUGCUAUAAACCCUCUGCACAAAUUCACAGUCCAGUAGCCACCGAAAUAUUCCAACUCUCAUAUUUAUUCAUCUUCAGCCGAUGGCUGUCUUUCUCAGGCGACUGGCGAACGCCGCGUCGAUCUCUACCAGCGGCACGACAAAUUCCGGCUCAUAUAUCCGUUUCGGGGCCCUUGCUGCCGUUUCCGGUGCAAUCUCGUCGUAUUACUUCCUUUCCCCCCCAAAUUUGUCUUGUGGUAAUGUGAACUGGAUAAGUCCUGUAGAAGAAAAUACUCAGUUCACAUAUAAUGGAGAAUCAGGCUGUGGAGUUCGUCUCAUCCCCAAGCACAGCUGCCCUUUUAAAUGCUUACCAGUCAUGAGUGAAUGUAAUGGUGAAAAUUUAAUUGAAUUCCUUUCCCUAAAUCCUGAUAAAUGGAUUGAAUUCAAACUCCAAGACAAAGUGCAGGCCAGUCACAAUUCUCAAUUAUUCAGGUUUUCGUUUGAUCCCGACGAGAAGUUAGGUCUUGAUGUUGCAUCCUGCAUAAUUACAAGGGCUCCAAAUGGGCAAAAUGCUGAGGGGAAAACCAAAUAUGUAAUUCGCCCUUAUACACCUAUAUCAGAUCCAGAUGCUAAGGGACAUUUUGACUUGCUAAUCAAGGUAUACCCGGAAGGUAAAAUGAGUCAGCAUUUCGCUAGCUUAAAACCAGGAGAUGUCGUUGAAGUGAAAGGGCCCAUCGAAAAACUCAGAUACAGUCCAAACAUGAAGAAACAUAUUGGCAUGAUUGCAGGGGGGACUGGAAUUACACCAAUGCUUCAGAUAAUAGAUGCCAUCCUUAAGAACCCCGAUGACCAUACACAGGUAUCCCUGCUUUAUGCUAAUGUAUCGCCUGAUGACAUUCUUCUUAAAAAGAAACUCGAUGUUCUGUCCGCCAGCAAUCCAAACUUGAAGAUAUUUUACACUGUUGAUAAUCCAACAAAAGAUUGGCUGGGAGGUAAGGGUUACAUAUCGAAGGACAUGGUACUCAAAGGCUUGCCCAGCCCCAGUGACGAUACACUUAUUCUUGUUUGUGGGCCGCCUGGAAUGAUGACUCAUAUAUCUGGUGAUAAGGCUAAGGAUCGAUCACAAGGAGAGCUUGCUGGAUUACUCAAAGAACUUGGAUACACAGAAGACAUGGUAUAUGAAAGCCGCGUGAAGUGGAUUCAUUGUGGAGCAGCAAAUGUUUGGAAACUCAAGUUUGGAUAUAAUGGAUGGCAAAAGCUGUUAUUAUCUCCACUUCCUAUACUAAAACCUUUGCUCCCACUUUUCUGUUCAAGUUUCGGGAAUGAUUGA
Molecule: messenger RNA, 1387 nt
Organism: Striga asiatica
Lineage: Eukaryota; Viridiplantae; Streptophyta; Magnoliopsida; Lamiales; Orobanchaceae
Source: the annotation of a GenBank genome assembly